This is a messenger RNA of Anopheles marshallii, 546 nucleotides long. RefSeq names its product U3 small nucleolar ribonucleoprotein protein IMP3. The record is from RefSeq and is a predicted model, not a curated record. The transcript has a single exon. The coding region runs from base 1 to 546 and encodes 181 amino acids. NCBI's taxonomy places the organism in Eukaryota, Metazoa, Arthropoda, Insecta, Diptera, Culicidae. Gene Ontology annotation, molecular function: structural constituent of ribosome; rRNA binding; snoRNA binding. Gene Ontology annotation, biological process: rRNA processing. Gene Ontology annotation, cellular component: small-subunit processome; small ribosomal subunit; Mpp10 complex.
AUGGUGCGAAAAUUGAAAUUCCAUGAGAAAAAGCUGCUCAAGAAGGUGGAUUUCUUCAACUGGAAGGAAACGAACAGCUUGCACGAAUCCAAGGUGAUGCGCAAGUACCACCUGCAGAAACGUGAAGAUUACACCGCUUACAACAAGGUGGCUCGGAACGUUCGUGAGCUAGCAAAAAAGAUUGCUGACAUCGAUCAAAAGCACCCGUUCCGGACGGAGCUGAGUGCGUUGCUACUGGAGAAGCUCUACGUAUUGGGUGUGAUACCGACCAAGUGGGAUCUGGAGAAUGCAAGCACCAUCAGCGCAUCAUCGUUCUGCCGUCGCCGGCUUCCGCUCGUGCUGGUGAGAAACAAAAUGUCGGAAAAUGUAACGCACGCGACGAAAAUGGUCGAGCACGGGCACGUGCGAGUCGGUGUAGAGGUUGUGAAGGAUCCGGCCUUUCUGGUACCCCGUACGCUGGAAGAUUUCAUCACAUGGGUGGACGGUUCCGCCAUCCAGAAGCAUCUGAUGGAGUAUAACGAUAUGAGAGAUGAUUUUGAGAUGUAA